Westerdykella ornata is the source of this 612-nucleotide messenger RNA. RefSeq lists its product as uncharacterized. The record is from RefSeq and is a predicted model, not a curated record. The transcript is spliced from 2 exons. NCBI's taxonomy places the organism in Eukaryota, Fungi, Ascomycota, Dothideomycetes, Pleosporales, Sporormiaceae. Bases 1 to 612 code for a protein of 203 amino acids.
AUGCGUUUCUCCACCACCGUCGCUGCUGCUGCCGUUGCUGGCGGAGCCCUGGCAAAAGAUAUCAAUGUCUCCGUUGGCAAGUCAGGGUUAAAGUUCGAGCCUGCCGAGAUCACUGCUGCGGAGGGCGACAACAUCUACUUCAAAUUCUGGCCGAAAAACCACUCCGUCGCACAGGCUGCCUUUGCCAAACCCUGUGAACCAUUGGAAGGCGGCCUCUGGUCCGGCUUCGUCCCCACCACCGACACCGCCAAGGCUGCCGAGUUGACCUAUAUGUUCACUGUCACGAAUGCUUCUGCGCCUAUCUGGUUCUACUGCACUCAGGGACAGCACUGCCAGAACGGCAUGGUUGGCGUCAUCAACCCUCCGUAUAACAACAACAACAGGACUCUCCAGGCAUUCACAGAGGCCGCCGCCCAGGCUCGCCAGAACGUUUCCCCCACUUCGACCGCUGGCGAGGGUGGCAUGCUCAUGAACGGUACGGACCACAGCACGACGCCCACUUCUUCGGGCUCCGCCACGUCGGGUUCACCUACCGGCGCUGCCUCCUCCCUCCAGGUCAACUCCCUGGCCUUCUCCGGUGUUUUCGGCAUGUUGGCCUACCUCGUUUUGUAA